Messenger RNA from Endocarpon pusillum Z07020, 3759 nucleotides. RefSeq lists its product as uncharacterized. Gene Ontology annotation, molecular function: ATP binding; ATP hydrolysis activity; ABC-type transporter activity. Gene Ontology annotation, cellular component: membrane. Gene Ontology annotation, biological process: transmembrane transport. NCBI's taxonomy places the organism in Eukaryota, Fungi, Ascomycota, Eurotiomycetes, Verrucariales, Verrucariaceae. The record is from RefSeq and is a predicted model, not a curated record. Bases 1 to 3759 code for a protein of 1252 amino acids. The transcript is spliced from 4 exons.
AUGUCACUGGAUGUCGUACGCAAACGCCUUCGCGGUGAAUACACCUAUCUACCAGAGUCAGAUGUUCAUUUUCCUCAUUUGACAGUCUACCAGACUUUGAUGUUCGCUGCAAUGGCUAGAAUGUCCCCAGAGUACAAUGUCCUGGAUGAACGGAAGGCUGCCGCUACAAAAUCAACUGAUGCUACCGUUGAAGCUUUAGGCCUAACGCGAACCCUUGGCACACGAGUUGGAAACUCUUUUGUAAGAGGCAUCAGCGGUGGGAAGCGAAAGCGAACCAGCAUCGCAGAAGUUCUAAUUGGUGGUGGUCACCUGCAUUGCUGGGACAACAGUACUCGAGGACUUGAUAGCGCCAACGCUUUCCAAUUCGUUCAGACCCUCCGACAGUCCGCCUCGGAAACCGGCUCUGUAGCUGUUGCUACAUUCUACCAAGCUUCUGAAGAUAUUUACAAAUCUUUUGAUAAAGUAAUGCUGUUGUUUGAGGGUCGCCAAAUCUACUUUGGCGCCACUAGCGCAGCUAAGGCUUAUUUCACAAAACUUGGAUUUCUCUGUCUCAAAUGCUCGACUACUGCCGACUUCUUAACGUCAUUAACAAAUCCUCAUGAGCGCAGGGUGCAAAUUGGAUACGAGAACAAGACCCCUCGAACUCCGGACGAGUUUGCACAAAUAUGGAAUCGAAGUCCUGAGCGAGAGAAGUUAGCCACGGAGAUCCAAUCUUAUCAGAACAAGUUCCCUCCUGGUUCCCAAGACCUGCCGAAUGAAGGUGGACAUUCCAAACUCCCUUGGCGUCAUUGGUCAAUGCCGUACAAAGUUUCUUACUUUGAACAAAUCAGGCUCUGCGUCAGUCGAGGGAUCCAAAGACUAAUCAACGAUCUUCCGCCAACUAUCUCGUCCAUCGCGGGCAACGCCAUUAUAUCCAUCAUCCUCGGCAGUAUGUUUUACGAUUUGCCAGACGACACUAGCAGCUUCUUCUAUCGUGGGGUUCUAUUGUUCUUUACUAUUCUGACGAACACGUGCCUUGCAUCUUUUGAGGGGGUGCAGUUAUGGGAUCAUCGACCUAUUGUAGAGAGACAUUUUCAGCUUGCGAUGUAUCGUCCGUCUACAGAAGCAAUCGGAUCUAUGCUGUGUGAUAUCCCAAACAAGGUCCUGCUAACGGCAUGUUUCAACAUCCCAUUUUAUUUUCUCGCCAACAUGCGGAGAACCCCGGCGGCCUUCUUUACUUUCUACCUCUUCGCUUUCACUAGUCUACUCACUGGAUCGAUGCUUUACCGGACAAUUGGAGCCAUGUCUCGUACAUUAUGCGCCUCAAUCGCUCCUGGAGCAGACUUCAUAUUGAUGCUAGUGAUUUACACUGGGUUUGUUCUGCCAAUACCUAGCAUGCAUCCAUGGUUCGGAUGGUUCGGUUACAUCAACCCAGUGGGCUAUGCAUUUGAAAGCCUAAUGAUCAAUGAGUUCUCUGGCCGCCAGUUUACUUGCGCUACAUUUGUCCCGGAAGGGGGAGAAUACUAUCGGGCCGCUCCUGAGCACAGAAUAUGUGCUGUAACGGGUGCCCGGCCAGGCGCCGCCGUCGUUGACGGCCGCGAGUAUCUGGUCUCCACGUUUCAGUACUACCCAGACCAUCUUUGGCGAAAUUUGGGAAUUCAAAUUGGUUUAACGUGUUUUCUUUGCUGCCUCUAUCUUCUUGCCACAGAAUAUAUCUCGUCCCAGCGAUCAAGGGGUGAGGUCCUAAUUUUCCGUCGUGGGCAAGAAUUCAGCACGAGAGGGAGUGAUGAUGAUGAAGAAGCCCAGCCUUAUCGGACGAAUUUUUCGGCUCUUUCAGAUGCAGGCUACCGCAAGGAAGACACAGAACGUUCCGCCAAAACCCAGACUCGAGCGGCAACUUUUCUCUGGAACAAUCUUUGCUACAACGUAAAAGAAAAGGCUUCCUCUAGACGACUUUUAGACAACGUUGAAGGUUGGAUCGAGCCGGGAACCCUGACAGCUUUGAUGGGUGGAUCAGGUGCGGGUAAAACGACACUUCUCAAUGUGCUUGCCAACAGAGCGACGAACGGAGUAAUCAGUGGGGAGAAACUUGUGGAUGCAAAGUUUCAGGAUGAGGCUUUUGCACGCAAAAUUGGCUACGCGCAACAGCAAGAUAUGAGCACUCCAACUGCAACUGUUAGAGAAGCACUUAUAUUCAGCGCUCGCUUGCGGCAACCGCCAGAAUAUAGUGAUGUUGAGAAGCUGGCUUAUGUGGACGAAGUGAUAACAACUCUUGAUCUCACCAACUUCGCCAAUGCGGUGAUAGGAACUGCUGGAGAAGGUCUUAACAUCGAACAACGGAAGCGUGUCACCAUUGGGAUUGAGCUGGCGGCUAGACCAGAACUCUUGCUCUUCCUUGACGAACCCACCUCCGGUCUGGAUAGCAGUACUGCUUGCGAUUCUAUGCACUAUCAUCAACCUUCAGGAGUCAUAUUUGAUAUGUUUGAUAGGCUUCUGUUGAUCCAGGAUGGUCGUUCUAUUUAUUUUGGGAACAUUGGCCCCGGCUCGCAAACUGUUCUUGAAUAUUUUCGCAAGCAUGGGGCUCCAAGAUGUGAGCCAGAAGAGAACCCUGCAGAAUGGCUUAUGGAUAUUUCCAGUCGCGCUGUUGAUGGAUACAAGACAGUACAAUGGUCGAAGAUCUGGCAGACCUCCACAGAGAGGCAGAAAAUCAAAGAUUCGCUAGAAUUAAUGAAGAAAAGGCUACAAUCGCCCCCAAAGGAAGGUCCGCAAACAAAAACCAGUGGAAAAUACGCUUCAUCUUACCUGAAACAACUGUACCAUGUUACAAAAAGGAACUUUGAGCAAGAUUGGCGCACCCCUUCUUAUCUAUACUCUAAACUGUUUCUCACCCUUGGUGCUGGUCUCGUUAAUGGAUUCUCCUUCUAUAUGUCUGCAAAUAGUAUGCAAGGUGUCCAGAAUCAAGUAUUCUCGGUGUUUCUAGUUUUCACCUUACACAGCAGUCUUGUUCAACUGAUAAUGCCGCGGUUUCUUGAAAAUCGGACCCUAUACGAAUUAUCUGAGCGCCCAUCUCGUACCUAUUCGUGGGCAGUGUUCGUCAUGUCUAACAUCAUUUCGGAGCUGCCGUGGCAGACCCUCUUGGCUGUUAUUCAGUUUACAACAUGGUACUACCCUCUGGGGAUGUAUCGAAAUGCUCUCGCUGCGCACCAUCUCAAUGAGAGAGGAGGGUUAAUGUUUCUACUCAUAUGGUCUUACAUGCUAUUCUCCUCGACAUUUUCUCAGAUGGUGGUCACCAUAAUGCCAGACGCUGCAACUGGAAUCAACAUUUCCGCAUUGCUCUAUUCACUGUCUCUGAUUUUCUGCGGAGUUCUAGUCAGCCCCAAUUCUCUCCCUCGAUUCUGGAUUUUCAUGUACCGCAUAACACCGAUAACAUAUUUCAUCAAUGCCUUAGUUUCGACCGGCAUUUCGGGCGUGGAGAUCACAUGCACAGCACAAGAUGUCUUACAAUUUGAUCCCCCAGGCGGGCAGAACUGCGGUCAUUAUCUAACCGACUACAUCAACGAAAUGGGAGGCAAGCUAUUCAACCCUGACGCCACAGAAGAGUGCCAAUACUGCCCCGUCUCCACCACAGACAACUUGAUUGCCAGGCUCGGGAUCGAUUACCGUGAUCGUUGGAAGAAUUUUGGUAUUACGCUGAUUUACAGCGCCGUCAAUGUCGCCGGUGCAUUGUUAUUGUACUGGUGUUUCAGGGUUCCCAAACGCAUCCAUCGAGAAAAAAUAUGA